AUGAGUAUCAUCCAGGAGCCCAAGGUCAAGUCUUUCGAGACCCGCCUUUUCAUCAAUGGAAAAUUCACGGAAGCCUCCGAUGGAGGCAAGUUCGACUUGACUUCCCCCGCAACGGGCGAGAAAUUCAUGCAAGUCUCGGAGGCAAGCGAGGCUGAUGCGAAUGCUGCCGUUGCGGCUGCGAAAGCUGCAUUUCCGGCAUGGUCUGCUCUCUCGCCGGGCGCGAGAGGGGUGUACUUCAAGAAGUUGGCCACUCUUAUUCGCGAAUCACACGAUGAGUUGGCUGAGCUAGAGGCUUUAUCGAUGGGCCGCCCGGUCUCUAUGUAUUUUGAGUCUUUCAUGGCCGCAGACUCUCUGGAUCACUACGCCGAGGCUGGUUUUCAGGCUCUGGGAACCUCCAGCUUGAAUACUCCGGGAUUUGUGAAUAUGACUCUGCGCCAGCCCUAUGGUGUUGUGGCUGCCAUCAUUCCCUGGAAUGUUCCAGUCUUGUUCCUGGUUAACAAAUCAGCCCCUGCUUUGAUGGCGGGAAAUACAGUCGUGAUCAAGAGUAGUGAGAAAGCUCCACUCACUUCUGCAAAGAUUGCAACUCUCAUAGAGAAAGUCGGAUUCCCACCUGGCGUAAUCAACAUCUUGUCCGGCCAUGGACACAUCUCUGGAAAUGUACUCUCACACCACAUGGAUGUUCGCGUGUUGAGCUUUACUGGCUCUGGAAGAACCGGCCGUGUGAUCACAGCUGCAGCCGCGAAGUCGAAUCUGAAGAAUGUCAUUCUGGAGCUCGGAGGCAAAUCUCCGGCCGUUAUUUUCGAAGAUGCCAAUAUCGAAAAGGCAGUGGAGCAGACCAAGCACAGUGUGCAAUGGAACAGUGGACAGGUAUGCAUGGCUAACUCCAGAAUCUACGUCCAAGAGUCCAUCGCACCGAAAUUCAUCGAACUGUUCAACAAGAGUUUUGCUCAGAUCAAGAGUGGUGAUCCUCUCCUCAAGGGCACGACCCAUGGCCCGCAGGCAGAUGAAAUUCAGUACAAACAGAUCCAGAGCUAUAUUGAAGAGGCAAAAAGGGUAGGCAAAAUGGCGUUGGGAUCGGAACCAUCAGAGCACAAGACUGGCUAUUUCGUUCAACCGACGGUGUUCCUUGAAACCCCUGAAAAUACGCGACCAAUGAGAGAGGAGAUUUUCGGGCCUGUGGUGCACAUCAACACCUUCAAAACCGAGGAUGAGGUCGUCGCAAAAGCUAAUGAUACUGAAUACGGUCUUUACGCCGCUGUCUACACCAAGGACAUUAGCCGAGCCUUGCGGAUGGCGAAGAAAAUGGAAGCUGGAAGUGUUGGCGUGAACUGCACUAGCCCGACCGGAGCUCGAGACAUGCCUUUUGGAGGCUACAAGGCUAGCGGCACCGGUCGUGAGGGUUAUACCGUUAGCAUCGAUAACUACUUGGAAACAAAGAGUGUUCUUAUUAGUGUGGACGAAGUCUAA
Messenger RNA from Penicillium lagena, 1467 nucleotides. RefSeq names its product aldehyde dehydrogenase family protein. The record is from RefSeq and is a predicted model, not a curated record. The transcript is spliced from 5 exons. Gene Ontology annotation, molecular function: aldehyde dehydrogenase (NAD+) activity. Lineage: Eukaryota; Fungi; Ascomycota; Eurotiomycetes; Eurotiales; Aspergillaceae. The coding region runs from base 1 to 1467 and encodes 488 amino acids.